This is a messenger RNA of Leptomonas pyrrhocoris, 1136 nucleotides long. RefSeq names its product putative mitochondrial Phosphatidylserine decarboxylase. The transcript has a single exon. Gene Ontology annotation, molecular function: phosphatidylserine decarboxylase activity. The coding region runs from base 75 to 1136 and encodes 353 amino acids. Lineage: Eukaryota; Euglenozoa; Kinetoplastea; Trypanosomatida; Trypanosomatidae. Gene Ontology annotation, biological process: phosphatidylethanolamine biosynthetic process. The record is from RefSeq and is a predicted model, not a curated record. Gene Ontology annotation, cellular component: mitochondrion.
AGGUAAAGAAACGGGCUCAGAGGCGGGGCGUUCUAAAAAAGAAGAAGAAGAAAACGAAUUUGUAGCUACAGAAAAUGGGAUUAUUGCGACCGACACCUCUCCUGCGCUUUUACAAAAGCGGCAAGACGAAUCGCAUGUCGAACCCAAUGCGGCGCUGGGUCUACCACUACAUCUUUUUUGGCGUCCUCGGCGGCUUCGGCGGCUACCAGGGCUUCCGCUACGCCCGUGCCGGCUGGGAGGCCGCCACACACCCAGAGGACGGUAACUGCCUCUGCUCCUCUGAAAUGGUGGACGCUCUCUUUUUCCUGCCCUUCAACACCUUGUCCAACAGCGUCGGCCGCCUCGCGGAGAACCUUUACCUGCCCACCUGGAUGCACCACGCUGCGGCGGACGCGCUUAUUCGCUGGUGCAAGGUGGACAUGUCUGAGUCCGUCCAGCAGGUGAGGGAUGUGGAAACGUUCCAGCAGUUUUACACCCGCGACUGGACGCCCGAGGCGCGGUCGGUGAGCGCCGGCGCGGCUGUCGUGGCUCCCUGCGAUGGCGUUUUGCUCUCCGUGCACUCCAACGUGCGAGACAUGACGCUGGUGCAGGUGAAAGGUCUCUCAUACGGCAUUCGUGUCCUCCUGCAGGAGACGCCGCCACCGCUGGACGCGGAGAGGUACCGUCGCGUCGCCGCGGUGAUCCACAUGCGCAACAAAGACUUCCACCACGUCGUUGCUCCUCUUUCUUUUCGCUGCGAAAAGAGCGUGUACGUACCGGGUGCCCUCUUUCCGGUGACGGCGGCCGGAUUUCACUGGAUUCCCUCCGUGCUGACGAUCAACGAGCGUUUGGUGCUGUGUGGCACUUCCGCGGACAGGAAUAAGCUGCCGGUGUACAUGGCGCUUGUCGGCAGCACCUUGACGGGGCGCAUCAAAUUUUAUCUCGAUCAGCGAGUUCGCACUAAUUACCUGGAGCCGCCGGAGUACGCGCUGCACAACACGUACGCGUCCAAGCCGCUGCUCGCAAAAGGUGAGCGCGUUGCCACUUUCAACUGGGGCUCCUCCGUUGUGUUGCUGGUGGAUGUUCCGAAGGACUGCGCCGUGCUGAAGCGCGCUGGUGAGGAGGUGAAGGCGGGUGAGGCGCUCAUCCAGUGUUAG